Molecule: messenger RNA, 2523 nt
Organism: Exophiala spinifera
Lineage: Eukaryota; Fungi; Ascomycota; Eurotiomycetes; Chaetothyriales; Herpotrichiellaceae
Exons: 1
Coding region: 1-2523 (840 amino acids)
Biological process (GO): positive regulation of DNA-templated transcription
Cellular component (GO): Set1C/COMPASS complex
Source: RefSeq, a predicted model, not a curated record
AUGGACGCGCCUGAUCCAUCCGUGAACUUCUUUGCGCCCGAACUCUUCCAGCAAGACGACGACGCGACUCUUCCUCUCGACUCCCUACAUCCUCUAUCUCACGAUGUCGAUAUGGCCAUGCUAGAUCAAGAUGAGACCGACUUACACACUUCAGGACUACGUGGCGACCUGGUCGAUCCCGGUCUCGUCAAGCAGGAGAUGGUCGAUAGUAACUACCCUCCGCUCGACGAUGAGCCUCUACCUGUUGAUACUACUGCAACAGUAGACUUGGUCGACGGGUCUCUUCUCGGAGACGACUCCUCUCUACGCGGCUCGCCCGAACAGAGUUCAAAGAAACCCAAAGUCCCUGGCAAACCUCGAAAACCCGAUCCCAACGCGCCACCAAAGUCCCAUAUACACUCGUCGAAGAACGAAGGUCAACAUACCGAUCGUAGAUAUCUUUGCUAUCUUUGCAACAAAUUAUUCACCAGGAGACGGUCUGUACGAGAUCACAUAUCGAAAAUUCACAACACAAAGACAUGGGAACCACUGCGCAGCUUGGAAGUCAUCGUUGAGCCCAUCACCGGCGAGCCUGUUGAGCCUCUCGAAGACAUCAUUGCGCGAGGCCCGCCGCCUCCGCCUCCAAAACUGACCAAGGCACAAAAGGCAGAGAAACAAGCCAAGCGUGAAGAAGAACUGGAUGGUGAGGACGAGCCUGGAAAUGUCUCUGUCGCUGAAGAACAAGAGAAAUCCGAGGAGCGGGACGUUAGACCUGCACCCGAGCCUCAGGUUACCGAAGCAUCAACACCUCAGCCAACAAGCUCCGUCGCGACACUGAAGAAAGAGCCGUCCGUCGCGGGAUCCCGAGCGUCUUCUACCGAACCUUUCGCAACCCCAGCGCCGAUUGCGGGCAAGAAAAGACCCGCGCCAGACGACUCUGCUAAAUCUUCGGCUGCAUCCAAAAAGAAAGGGACUGCCAAAGUCAAGAGCUCGACUGCCCCAAACAAACGGUCCAAAUUGAGCGAGUCCGAGAACAGUCCACCAGCUCGAUCGGCGUAUCGAUCUCCCAGUGCGACGCCUGCUUCCACACACUUGAAACCGAUUCCUUCCAAGCUUAAGAAGCAGACAUCUGCAGCCAGUGUCAAGUCCUCUCCGACCCCUGCGUCUUCCAGAGGGGCUUCUAUCGAGGCCAGAUCUCGCUCAACCUCCGUCGCCGAUACACCGGGCAGCUCCAACGAUGAUGGAGAAAUAUUUUGCAUCUGUAGAAAAGGUGACAAUCAUACCUGGAUGAUAGCAUGCGACGGCGGCUGCGAAGAGUGGUUUCACGGCAAUUGUGUUAAUAUACGGGAGAGAGAUGGAGACCUGAUCGACAAAUACAUCUGCCCAAGAUGCGCGAAACCAGGGUUACAGACGACAUGGAAGCGCAUGUGCAGGCGGAAAGAUUGUAGGAAGCCAGCAAGAGUCAUGCAAGAUCCUCCAAGCAAAUACUGCUCCGAUGCAUGCGGACGGAUGUUCUUCGUCGAACUUGUCCAGCGUGGCGACCCCAACGUGCAGACUAGCAGGGACGGACAGUAUAUUGUCGAGUCCCAAAAACCCAAGAAGUUGCGCAAAAAGGCCAAAAAGACCGAAGGCCGAAGUAAGGCGGCGAGGUCACUCAAUAACGUCAAUGGGGAUGUGGGCACUCCAAUCAACAACGAAAGUCGACUGGCGACACCUGCAUACAGCGACGAGGAGAAGACCGAGUACGAGACCGACAGCAGCAUGGACGACGACAUGUUGCCCAACCGCGGCUCGACGCUUCGCGCAGGUGAGGUCAAGGCGCUGCUGGAAAAGUGCAAAGACAUUGAAGAGUGGCGUGCGCUGGGACGAAAGCCAGAGACGCCUCCACGAGACGUCGACAUGCCUGACGCGGAAGCCGUGCGCGUGCGAUUGGAAUUGGAGUUUGACGAGCUCGAGAGUGCAAAGAUGGCCAGUAUCCAAGAGGAGAAGCGCAGACUCAAGGAGCGCAACGACAUACUCGGCGCGAGGGAAUUGUUACUCGAGCUGGUCAAGGUCAGAUCGGGUAGCAUCACGGACGAAGUCAAGAAGUCCCAUCCCAAGAUGAAGGACGUGUGCGGUUUCGACCCGCGCAUGGCCUGGUCGGACGAGGAAUUUGCGAAUUGGUACCUGCAGCGCGGAGGCAAGGAGAUCUUGGACCAGGGGAUCGAAAAGGCCAAGAUCGGACCCCCGGAAGACAUGAGGGUGGCGAAUGGUGUCGGGGAGCACGGAAAACCAACGGGCAAUGAUGAUCGUGCGGUCGAGGAUGAAGGUGAAGGUGGCAGCAACGACGGUACCGAUGAGGACGACGCGAUGCCGAAAAAGGGCGGCGUGUGUGUCAGGAAUCGCUGUCCUCGUCACCGCAAUUGGGCUAAGAGCCAACUUGCGGAAUUGAGGUUCGAGCAAGAUCUGGUGAGGCGCCAGCUGGGGGGGUGUGAGGCCCAGGAACACAAAAUGAGGGAGAGGGCCACUGUCAGAGCUUGGGAGAAGAGAGCCUUGCCUACGUAG